UACGGAAGGAGAGAAUCAGAGAAACAAGAGGUCAACUGGAGGACCAGUCUCCCCCAUCUGGCCACCGUUCAUUUGUGACCAUGGUCCGCAAUGUGUCUAUUCCCUUCCAACUGCUCAAAUUACCUCAAAAAUCGAUUGUCUAUGUACUUCACCGAUUGCUUAUUGCAGAUUUAAUAGGAUUUUCAUUAAUAUCUCAAACUGCAAAGGAACGAACCAAACAUCUUGGUCUGAAAGCCAAAUGUGUCUGUAUUGGAAUAGAUUCGCAAAUAUCGAUUCUUAUUUCCCUCCAACAUGACCAAACACGUUUCAUAUUCUACACUAACGAAUACCGAAACCCCGAGCAUCGUCUUGAAGAGGAGGAAUCAAUUAAAAUGUCUAUUGAUACCCGGCUGGGGGAAUGGAAGACCCCGAAAUGUUGUGUCAAACAAUUUUUGGAUCAUGUUUUUGAAAUAUUUCAUGAAAAAACGAAAGUUUUAAGUCUAAGAUUUACAACUGAUCAUUACGAAAAUGCUCUUUUUGAUGAUCUCGGCGGGUUGGAGAUUGAAUAUUUCUACAUGCAUUCAUCACCAAAUUCGAAAAGUUUAACCAGUCAAAGAGCACUGAAACAAUUUUCCCGUGCAGCAAAAAUAAUUAAUAUAAGCCAUAAUCCAUUCCCAACAGAGUCAUCAAUAGAAUUGCAAAGGAUUUUAAUACGAAACAUGGGAAUGGUUCAACUAAAUCGACCAAUGAACUAUACUCUAAACGAUCUAUUCGUCACUAAUGCUUCUACAGUCCAGGCUCAAAUUCCUGUUAGAGAUGUCAAUACGUUCUUAAAACACUGGAUUCGGGGAAUCGACAGGAAUUUUCAUUUCGCUUAUUUUUUCUUUGAAGAUCACGAAUUGGAAGUUGAAAAUGCAAUUGAAGAGCUCUUCAAGAAUGUGAAUUAUCAAGUUGCACCAGCGGAAAGAUUAUUGAUACUUUAUCCGAUCGGAUAUCAAGAGAUCUUGCAUAAAGGUGGUUAUGAUGUUCGACGAAUUGAUGGAACAGAGGCAACUAUGGAUGUUUAUCGGAAUCGGGCGUGGAUGUACAUUUCAUCAUAUUAAUACCCGGUCAGAUGUCAGUCACGCAAUAUGGAUCACCAUGUUCUAUUUUCACACAGCCUAUCCAUCCGUGCACAAGAGCAACCGCAGCGACGAUUUCCCAAUAAUCGAAUUAUUUUUCCAAACUUUGCCAUUUAUUAAUUAUCUCCAAAUAAUCCAAAUUAUCUUACCUUGUCUAAAGAUUUGAUAAACUCCGUCUCGU
Caenorhabditis elegans is the source of this 1281-nucleotide messenger RNA. It is a transcript of the gene Y41D4A.3, whose product is annotated as F-box associated domain-containing protein. The record is from RefSeq and is marked reviewed. Lineage: Eukaryota; Metazoa; Nematoda; Chromadorea; Rhabditida; Rhabditidae. The transcript is spliced from 3 exons. Bases 81 to 1082 code for a protein of 333 amino acids.